AGACGAACAAAGCUUUUAUGGGUUUGGAACGGCAUAGGGGUAAGUGAUUAAUGACAACAUUUUCAUUUUGGGGUGGAGUAUCCCUUUAAGGUGCAGUCAAAUUAGCAAAUUUUCGCAAAAAAAGUCCACUGUCUGUUGUCAACAGUAUAAUAAUGUACAAAGCACAGCUCACGAAGAAGUCAUUUUCAAACCAAGCAGAUCUGCGUGACCAACUUGAAGUGAUUGGAUUUAGUCUUUGAAAAUUCGCAGAUAUACGGUAAAUUUACACAACUUUACACUGUGUCCAAAAUUGCAUACUUUUUGGUCCUUCUUCUGAAUAAGUAAUUACUUUACGACAUUCUAUAUAGUAUGAAUGUGCGUAGUGCGAAUGAAAUCUGGACGUACUACAUGGUCAUGUGACCAACCAGUGUCUUGUUGUGUCACUUCACAGCUGUUCACAAGCCCUGUCCCUUGGCCUCAUGGGAUAGUAAAGCAUCCUUUGGAUGCACAUUUCAGAAGUAGUAAGUCAUCCGGUUACUUUUUGCCUAUUUUAUAAGAAUACUAUGCAUACUACUCUUGUCACAUACUAGGAAGUAGGCAUAUUUAGAUGCCGGGUUAGCAAAUUCUCCAAAAAUAUUAAGUCACAACUAAAAAUAAAAAGUCUUGGCAUUGUAAUAACAACAUAGUAUUGUGAGGUAAAAUAUCAUAAUACUUUAUGCUGUUUUGUUUAGCAUAAAGAACAGCAUAAUUAAAUAGGUUUUCCCAAGUGAUAUACUUGCUGAAUUCAGCAUUUUUCAGUAUUUUUACUGCAUGGAUCUGUAAGUGCCUGUGUCCGCUGAAUAUAUCUUAUCCGUGCAAUGUUGGACUCUAGGGAAGCAUUCGCCCCCCGUUUCCCUCUGGGGAGCCCCUUCAUUUACCCAGCAGUGCUGUGGGCUAAAUGAGAGCCACAUGUACCCUGCUACCGUGGAUCACAAAUGAAGUGUUCUUCCGGUGGGUGACCUCUGACCUCGCCAGAUGCUCCUUUGGGCCGGCCUGAGCAGUGCCCAGCAGGCCUCACUGGCCUGUUCCCACUCAGCACCUGGGCCUGCACCUUAGACCUGCUUCACAUACUUCAACAUGUUCAUAUACACACGGCACAUGUAAACCAGCUUACUCAUACACACGCAGACCACUACACACACUCCUGAUCUCAGCAACAUCCAGCAGAGCUCUGUUCCUCUCUCUACACACCACCGCUUAUAAACACCCGGUCCAGCUGGGUCCAGCUCUCAUAUAUGUUACACCACUGCUCUGCCACAUGUGUGCCUUCUGAACCUAAAGAUCCUAUUAAUGGUCUUUCAUUGUUUCUCACACACUUCAACAGUCUGCAUUCAGUGACACACACAAUUAGAUAAAGGGUAAAAGGGAGCAGGCAUUUUGUGAUUGCCCAGAAAUGCAAAAUCUUGUUUUUUUUUUGGACUCUUGCAGUAAAGAUUGCAAUAAAUUAUGAAUGCAUUAAAUUGUUUACUGGUUAUUUACUUUUAACUAUAAUGCUGUUUUAUGUUUUACACUACUGUUCAAAAGUUGGGAGUGAGUAUGAUUUUUAAAUGUUUUUGAAAAAAAAGUAUCUUCUGCUCUCCAAGGCUGCAUUUAUUUGAUCAAAAAUGUGUUAAAACAUAGUGAAAUAUUAUUGCAAUUUAAAAUAACUCCUGUGACAAUUCUUGUGAUGCAUAGUUGAAUUUUCAGCAUCGUUACUCCAGUCUUCAGUGUCACAUGAUCCUUCAGAAAUCAGCUUAAUAUGCAACAGUUGUGCUGCUUAAUAAGUAGCAUUUAUUUAAAAUACAAAUCUGUCAUAACAUUAUAAAUAUCUGUAAUGUCACUUUUGAUCAGUUUAAUGCAUCCUUGCUGAAUAAAAGUAUUAAUUUCUUAAAAAAAAAAAAACAUGCUCCAAAUAACUCAGGGUAAUGAUAUUAUAGCCCAGGGUUCCUCAAAUCUUUCCCUGGAGGGACAAUCUGCUGCAGAGUUUAGCUCCAACCCUGAUCAAACUCACCUACCUGUGAUUUUCUAAUGAUCUUGAAGACACUGAUUAGCAUGCUCAGGUGUGUUUGAUUAGGGUUAGAGCUGAACUCUACAGGAAAGUGGAACUCGUGGGCCAGAUUUGAGGAUCCCUGUUAUAGCCCAACGAUAUUAUCUACACCUAAACAUAAACCUUAAGCAAAUCUGUGUAAAAAUCAGUGUUCAACAGGUUUCACUAUAUUAAUGACAUUUUGGACCUCACAAGUACAGUUCAAACUUUACACAGCACACACAUGUUGGGAAGUAUUUAAUAUACGUAAUAAUUAAAUAAAAUAAAUAUAUAUAUAUAUACAUUUGAUUGAUUGAUUUCUUUUUAAAAUUCUUCCUGCUUUGAUGAAAAAAAACAUUGUUUCAUGGGAUUGAUUUAGAUUUUUUUUUUUGGAUUUUUUGGUCUGAAUGAUGUAUGGUUAUAUCAAAGCGUACAGACAGAAGAUAGUGCCAUGGAUGUUUUUGUCCGUCUGCAAUAGUUUCCUUCCCUGGUCUAAGGCUUGAUAGAUUGCUUCCCUCUCCGCACUGUAGUCCAAGAGGAAAGCCAACACACACAAACACUAGUAUGCACUUCCACAGGCUCAUGAAAUGAACUAUAAAUGCAUCAUCAGAUAAUGAAGAGUGUCACGGCGGCCUUAACAGAAAGACAUUUCUUUGAAUGAUCAAGCAGCUGUCAGGUUUUUACCACUAAUCCUCUGCAAUGAAAAAUGUACACAGUUUUUUUUUUUUUCACAGCGGAAUGGUGCUCUGUGAAGGAAGUGAACUUGUUAUUUGAUUUGAUUUAAACCAGAGCGAUCUCCACAAUCGACUCUGAAGUCAAGCAUGAGAUAAGGAUUUUCAGCCAGCACCUUCAUCUGUGAAACCAUAUGUUUCAUGCAUGCGUGGGCCUCUUAAUGAACAUCUUUUUUAAUCAGACAUGUGGUACUAUUUAGUGUUUGUGCUGGCACUAAACGCUUAGUAUUAAAUGCACUGAAAUGAUCUUACUGAAAUAUAAGUCAUGAUUAGUAAAGACUUAAACUGAAUUGAAAAAAAAAACAAAAAAAAACUUGUAUAUAAACACCCUUAAUAAAGAUAGUUUUUAUUGAGAAAAAAUGUGUAAGGUGAUCAGACUAUUGUAAAAUAUUCAUAUAAUUAAGUUUUUUGUUAUUCUUUUAAGCAUAAACCACACUAAAUUUAUACUUAAAACAAGAAAAAAUUAGGGUUAUAAAGUUAACUUAAUUUGAGACUUUCUGAAAAAACUGUUUUAUUACCUAUAUUUCUUCUGGAGUAAAUGUGUCUUGUUUUCAGGGUGUUUAUAUUUUAUUUUUACUUGGAAAAUAUACAUUAAAAUGAAAAAUUUAAAGCCAUAAAAAAAAAAAAAAAAAGUCAUUAUAUUAAAAAAGAUUUUCUGGGGUCCAAAGAAAAUUCUGUUGUGAACGCAUUUGAUGGUGUUUGCGUUUAUGGAAUGCAUCUUUGGAGUGUUUUCCUGCUGCUACCUUUGAGCCUUGCCACAAUGAAAUUUAAUGCUGGAUCUCAAAGUUCCUCAGUAAAAUUGUUUGCACUAUUCAAUAUUGAAAUUGUAAAAGCAGACUGAAUUUCAUUAUGGCUUGGCAGGGUGUUGUGUUCUUCUUAAUCAGUAUUGUUGACUGGUCCUUUCUUUAUUCUGUACCCACAUUUCUCUCACCCCUUUUUCAGGGUUCACCUGGACGAGCAGGCUUUCCGGGAGACAAAGGAUCAAUGGGCAUUCCUGGAAGAAUGGGCUUAAAGGGAAACCUGGGGGAGAAGGGAGCACCAGGAGAGCCAGGUCUGUCUAUCAUUGGCCCACGAGGACCUCCUGGACAACCCGGUACUAGAGGAUUUCCAGGUUUUCCGGGCCCCAUUGGCUUGGACGGGAAACCUGGACAGAAUGGUCCAAAGGGUGAUAUGGGUCCUCGUGGUCCUAAAGGAGUACCAGGUGAACCUGGUCCAAAAGGAGAGAAGGGUGUAUGUGGCGACUACACUCACAGGCAGAUGUUGCCCAUCACCGUCCGCAACAUGCCCUCAAUAAGCCCUCUAAUCCUAAAGCGCCUCAAGCAGGGCGAGCCCGGAGCGCAAGGACCACCGGGACCUCCUGGCCCCCCAGGGUCUCCAGGGACUCCUGGCCUAACUGGUGCUAGUGGGCCCCCGGGUAAACCCGGAGAACCCGGAAAACCUGGGAAAGACCCAAGAAUGCUACCGGGGCUGAAGGGUGAACCCGGUGUACCUGGACAAAAGGGUGAUCAUGGUGAAGCUGGUCCAAGUGGACCUGAAGGCCCCAAGGGAAUUAAAGGAGAUGAAGGAAUGAAGGGUGAACCUGGGAUGGAUGGGCAAAGAGGAGAGAAGGGGGAGAAGGGUGAGCUAGGGAUGCCUGGAAUGCCUGGGAAACAAGGAGUGAAGGGAGAGCCUGGUUUCCCAGGUGUCCCUGGACGAAAGGGUCAGGCAGGUGUUUCUGGUAUCCCUGGAAAACGGGGCUACAAGGGAGAGAAAGGCGAGCUUAGUGCUGCAGGAGCUGGAAUCAAAGGAGAACCAGGACAUCCCGGACAAGCUGGACCCAAGGGUGAGAAAGGUGAUCAAGGCAUAAAGGGUGACCUUGGCCAGGAAGGCCCAUCUGGACCAAGGGGUCCACCAGGUCCAACCGGGGAGCCAGGAAAAUCUUUAAUCAACAACAAUGAAAAUGAUAUACGCAAUGUGCAUUUAAUGGGCCCUCCUGGACUGCCUGGACCUCCAGGGCUUCCUGGGACCCCUGGUUUGAAGGGUGAUGUUGGACUUCCAGGUCCCCCUGGUCUUGAUGGGGAAAAGGGUCCAAGAGGAAAGCCAGGAGAACAGGGACCCAUCGGCCCUCCUGGACCUGAGGGACUACGGGGAGAAGGAGGAGUCAUAGGCUUGCCUGGGCCAAAAGGAGACAAGGGAGACAUGGGCCCCUCAGGAUCACCUGGUUUAGAUGGCCCUACUGGAGAAAAAGGGGUUUCAGGGCCCCCUGGCCAUAUUGGAUUGCCAGGCCUAAUGGGUCAGAAAGGCGAACCUGGGGAAAAAGGAGAUAAAGCAGAGCUGGUCUAUGGGCCUGCUGGACCUCCAGGACCUGCAGGGCCAGUUGGGCCAUUGGGACCUCCAGGUUUGUCAGGACCAAAGGGAGAACCAGGAAUAGGUCUGAGAGGAGAGAAGGGAUCACCUGGACAGAAAGGAGAUAAAGGAGACAGGGGCCAUCUUGGACUCCCUGGGGCUCAUGGUUUAGACGGCAGGCCUGGUCCAGUGGGUCUGAUAGGACCAGCUGGAGUGUCUGGGCCUGCAGGACCAAAAGGAGAAAUGGGGGAAAAGGGUGAUAUGGGAGUAGCUGGACCAAUUGGGCCUCAAGGCAUCCCUGGUUUAGUAGGACCACCGGGAUUAAAAGGAAACCGGGGGGAGAGGGGCAAGAAAGGCAACAGGGGGGCCAAAGGGGAUAAGGGAGACCAAGGAGCCCCGGGAUUAGAUGCCCCGUGUCCGUUGGGCGAUGAUGGUUUGCCAGUACCAGGGUGUUGGAAUAAAGGCCAGAAUCCGUUCCAGCUUGCCAAGAAGUAAUCCUGCAGUGAGAUCCACUAGGUUCUGGUUCGAUUUCCUUCAUAAGCAACACAAAAACUUGAAGAGAUUUUGGGAGAUCUUUGAGUUUGGCCUGCUCUUUGGUGGCUGUUUGAAUGGUUUUGUUUCCUGUAUAACCAUCCUGUAGUACUGAAAGGCUCCAGAGGGCGACAGAUGUGAACAGACAGACACUGACUGGACUACAGAAAAGACUAUAAUGCAAGAAGUAGCUUCCAAGUUUUACACCUUUUUCUUUCUCUUUUAUAUUGUUCACUAUGUGAAAGAAACAUUUUAGCACAUUUCGUUCCUUGUUGAUGACUAUGUUAAAUAACGUUUGUGAUCAGAGGAUCCAGCGCAGCUCGUUGAACAUGCAGAUGUGGUCUGAGUGUUCUUGUGUUUCCAGACAAACCAAAGAAAGACAAAAUCUUUGAUGAUUCCUGAUUCAAACUAUCACUGCCUUCUGUCGAGAGUUGCAGGUAGAAUGUAACCUCACACUCAUACUCGCAUUUAAUAUUAGUAUUUAACAUGGAUGUGCAUAACCGUCCUGCUUUGCAUUUUGCAUACAUGUAUUACAGUACAUUCAUACAACAUAAUGUUGUGCUUGUACAUAGCAUAAUGCUACAGCCUAACUUUAAGAAGUGAAAAUAGAAUAAUUGUUCAGCUAAAAACAAAGACUAUCUCUGUAACUAAUUUGAAACGCUCAAUGUACCAACUAAAUGUUACUUCACAAAAACAGUUUUCUAAAGUUGGGCAUUUUACGGUGUUGCAUCAUGCAUGCAACAUUUCACUGCUGUAAACAUAGAUGCCAGUGCUGACUCCAUCUGUAUAUUUUGCCAACUCUUUGAAAUGCAAAUAACUGCAGUUUGUUUGAGAAAAUGUACUUGUGCAGAACGGAUGUACUUUUCAGAUUGUAUUGGGGCAGCUAAAGCAACAAAUUUAAACCAGCAGUGACAAUUUAUCAUUGGUUCAGCACAUGUUUGAACUUCAGAUAAACUAUUUGUUCAUAUGAAGUUUUUAUGCCUACAACUGAGUAGAGUAAACCUCUUUUUUGACAUGAAAGCUAAUUUUGGUUAUUAUUACCAGAAUCACAGAAUAUACAGUACUGCUAUGGGAUGACAACACCACAUCAACCAUAACAGGGUUUGUGAGGGAAAAUAAUCUUUAAUUUCUUUUAAAAUUGCAACCUUGGAUUUAAAAAAAGAAAGAAAGAAAAUUUGAUGUGGUGUUAUAUGUACCAGCAGCUAUGUUUUCUUUUUUUAACCUAAUGCAAGCAUUCCUUAUAUUAUACUUUGACUGUUUCAGACUAAGAUUGGUUGUAUAUAAACCCACUGUAAAUCUAGAGUUUAAUUAAAUCUUCCAUUAUGUCAGUUUUAACAGAUUAAGGUGUUAUCCUGAUAACAUGAUAGUUGUUAUUUAAAUUAAAUGAGUUUGCAUUCAACUCAUUAAAGCCUCCUAUUUUCUCAUCGGUAUAGGUUAUUGUUUUCAUGGUAAUCUGAAUUAAAUACAAAAAAAUGUUAAAAUGUGUUUAUUUGAAACUUUGAUUAUUGGAUUAUACAUUACUGAGAAUCUACUUUUAUUUGUUUUGAAGACAUUAAAUUGAAUGAUAUACAGUAUGUGUAAAAAAUGAGCAUUUCGUAGUGAUACACUUAAAAAUAAAGGUUCUUCAGCGGGUUAUUGGGGCACAAUUUCACUGUUAAAAGGUCUUGACUAUAUGGUGUUCUGGAGAUUUAGAAAGCUCUUGAUUGAUUUCUAGGAUCUUUAAAUCACAAAUCAUCAGUGCAUAAAUAGUUUUUUAAAGAACUGGCAUUAGGCUGUAAAUCAUACUGAUUUAUGGCGUCAAGCUGUAAAGCCCUUCUAACUGUUACCUUUAUUUUUAAGUGUGUUGACAUCUGUACAUUUACAGACAUGUAUUAUUUAAUGCCAGUAGGUACAGAAUAAUUAAUAUUUGCAACAAAUUUCAGAUUAUAAUAACUGCAAAAAGACGAGAAAUACUUUUUUAGUUGUUAUAUUCUCAAAUAUAAUGGUUGCAAGUAUCACUCAUUCUGGACCCACUCACAUAAUGCUAAAUUUACAAUGCUCAAAAAACAGGAUGAAUCUGAUCUUAUGCAUUCUGUAUUAUAUUAACAUUGGGUGAUUUUUUGACUUUAGGGCAUGUUGUAAAGUGUUUUUCGUUUUAUUGUACACAAGGCAUCAUUUCUUUUUUCUCAGUAUAAUUUUGCACAUUGAAGUGUGUGUGACUUUUUCCAUGUUUUGAACAAGAAUAUAAUAUUUGUACUGUACAUCAUGCGUUUUCUACACAUUUCCCUUUUGAUGAACAUUGUGAUCUUGUAUUGUCCUUUGUACAGUGUACUCUUCAAAUAAUGUGUCACUCCAGUAUAAAUAUCCUGACUUGAUUCAAAUCUGCGACACAGCAUUUAAAGGAAUACAGUAGUUCAACCAAAAAUGAAAGUUUCCAAGAUGUAGACGAGUUUGUUACUUCAUCAUAACAGAUUUGGAGAAAUGUAGCAUUACAUCACUUGUUCAUCAAUGGAUCCUCUGCAGUGAAUGGGUGCCGUCAGAAUGAGAGUCCAAACAGCUGAUCAAAACAUCACAAUAGUCCACAAGUAAUCCACAUGACUCCAGUCCAUCAAUUAACAUCCUGUAAUUUCUCCAAAUCUGUUCUGAUGAAGAAACAAACUCAUCUACAUCUUGGAUGGCCUAAGGGUGAGUAAAUGUUUGGGUGAACUACUCCUUUAAAUAGUCACCUCUCCAGAUAAUCUUUUGAUCCAGCUUUUUUUCUUUUGUAAGAUAUUUAUGUAAUGUAUAUAUAUAUAUUUGUUUGAAUAGUCAGUUAUUUCCCAUAUUAUAAAUUGACCUUUAAUGAGGAGUACACUUUCAAAACAGCUGUCAAGUUCAGCUAGGAAAAUUAACCAAACUUGUCAGUUGUAGUUUUUGAUGCCAGUUUAUUCUUGGAUCAUUCUGAUUUCUGCAUCACACACUGUCUACGUGAGCACUGCUGUCUUUUCGAAGAAGUUCAGACUUUGUUCACCUGCUGCUCACAAACACAUUUUUCUUUACAUUUUUCAUCAAGUGUGUUUCAUACCAAGAACAAAUAUGUUAUCAAACAUUUUGUGUGAUAUCUUCGGUACUGUUGUUGUUGUACGUAAUUGAAAAUUGAUACGAGGGCAUUUAUUUCUGUGCUUGUACAGAAAGUGCAAAUGCAAGAUAAAUUGCAACCACUUGCAUGGUUAUUAUGCACCUACUUGUGUACAUUUACAUUUAAAGUGGCAGUUUGACUAACAUGUUACGGUCUGUUUGACUAAAGGUUGACUUUAGGGUUAUGUUUAUCUUUUCCUUCCAUUUUCCUUCUUUAAAAUGUUCAAAAUAAAGCAUUGAAUAAAUAUGUAAAAGUUCAUUGUUGUUGAUUCAAUAUAUGCUUCUGGAGAAACCAACAUUAUUAUUUAAAGU
Messenger RNA from Onychostoma macrolepis, 9018 nucleotides. Its product is annotated as collagen alpha-1(XIII) chain-like. The transcript is spliced from 41 exons. NCBI's taxonomy places the organism in Eukaryota, Metazoa, Chordata, Actinopteri, Cypriniformes, Cyprinidae. Bases 3604 to 5574 code for a protein of 656 amino acids. Gene Ontology annotation, cellular component: basement membrane. The record is from RefSeq and is a predicted model, not a curated record.